AUGAAAGUUGAAAUCAAUGAAAUUAUUUUGAGUAGAGCAUUGGGCUUAUACGGUCAAAUUUUGAUCACAGUUCAGAUUGAAUCAUUGAGCUCAUUGUUGUAUUGCGGUAAUCGCCAUUCUGCAUUUUGUCCACCAUCUAAUUCUCCACAGACAACUCAUUGUUUUGAGCAGACGGGUAGACCACAUCUGUGUAUAGAUUUGAACGUCUACAUCAUGCAACUCUUCAUUCUCAGUCUUCUCGUGUGUAUCCACACAUUACUCGUUCAAUCCAAUGCCAACAAGACAUACAUGCUCCAUUUACGUUGGCUUCCAACACACUGUCUCAACAGAUAUUGUACUGUCCCGAAGAAUAUAACUAUGGAUAUUUCGAAACUGACAGCAUCACCUCAAUUUGACUGGAUGAAUAUCACAUGUUUAAAAGGUCACAGCUUCUCGGCGCUGGAUUUUAAUCAAAUACCUGAUCUGAAUACUUACUGGACUGAUCCAUUUCAUGAUACUUUCACACACUUCUUGGUGUACUAUAAAUAUGGAGCUUGUACAGUUAUGGGUGAAUCUGGACCCAGUCCAAUUCUCUACUUCAAUCACGGCAUUAAUCUCUACAAAAAGCUGAUGACGCCAAAAAACGUUAAAAAGCUCCAUAACAUAUUAGAGAAGAAGGUUCACUGGACUGCAAAAGUGGAAGGCAAACUGUUGAAAACAUUCGGUGUGCUGCCCAAGCUGAUCUGUGCACAGAGUGAGGCUGGAAGUGUUUACUUACACGAAUUGGUAUUCUGUUUCAAUGAAGCGUCAUCACUCGUCAACUGUCCAUCAGAAUACCCUAGCCAUCUAGAUUUAUUUGAUCCUGAUGUUGAUGUGGAAGAUGAGGAUUUACUUAAAGGGGAAAUUGAGUCUCAAGUCUUGUGUCCAGCCACGUUCAUCAUUCCUGAUUACAAAAUACUUGGAGACGCCAAAGAUGAGAAAUAUUCCGCCAAGUUCAAUCCUAAUGGGAUUGAUGAAGAUGACGAUGAUUAUGUUAUCAGUUAUUAUGAUGAAGAUGGUGAUAAUGAAGAUGGUCAUGAUGAAGACGGUCAUGAUGAAGACGGUCAUGAUAAAGAUGGUCAUGACGAAGAUGGUGAGGAUGAAUAUGGCCAUGAUGAAGAUGAUAAUGAAGAUAACCAUUAUUAUAAGUAG
Messenger RNA from Trichobilharzia szidati, 1170 nucleotides. NCBI's taxonomy places the organism in Eukaryota, Metazoa, Platyhelminthes, Trematoda, Strigeidida, Schistosomatidae. The record is from the annotation of a GenBank genome assembly.